AUGGCCGACACCAGGGAGAAAGGUUUACAGGACUACAGAAAGAAAUUGCUUGAACAUAAAGAAAUUGAUGGACGUUUGAAAGAAUUGAGGGAACAGCUGAAAGAGCUCACCAAACAGUAUGAGAAAUCUGAGAAUGAUCUGAAGGCUUUGCAGAGUGUUGGGCAGAUUGUUGGAGAGGUGCUCAAACAGUUGACGGAAGAGAAAUUUAUAGUCAAGGCAACCAAUGGCCCUCGAUAUGUUGUUGGCUGUCGUAGACAACUGGACAAAAGUAAGCUCAAACCAGGCACCAGAGUUGCGCUGGAUAUGACUACACUCACCAUCAUGAGAUACCUGCCCAGAGAAGUUGACCCUCUGGUCUAUAACAUGUCUCAUGAGGACCCUGGCAGUGUGUCCUACUCAGAGAUCGGUGGGUUGUCUGAGCAGAUCCGUGAGCUGAGAGAGGUGAUCGAGUUGCCCCUGACUAACCCUGAGCUUUUCCAGAGGGUGGGCAUCAUCCCACCCAAAGGCUGUCUCCUGUAUGGACCACCAGGCACUGGGAAAACUCUUCUGGCUAGAGCAGUGGCCAGUCAGCUCGACUGCAACUUUCUGAAGGUGGUGUCCAGCUCCAUUGUGGACAAAUACAUUGGAGAGAGUGCCCGUCUUAUCAGAGAGAUGUUUAACUACGCCCGUGACCAUCAGCCCUGCAUCAUCUUCAUGGACGAGAUCGAUGCCAUCGGUGGACGUCGGUUUUCUGAGGGUACGUCUGCCGACAGAGAAAUCCAGAGGACACUGAUGGAGCUGCUGAAUCAGAUGGAUGGAUUUGACACCCUGCACAGGGUGAAGAUGAUCAUGGCCACCAACCGACCCGACACCCUGGACCCCGCCCUGCUGCGACCCGGCAGACUGGACAGAAAGAUUCACAUUGAGCUGCCAAACGAGCAGGCUCGUCUUGACAUUCUGAAGAUUCACUCUGGCCCCAUCACUAAACAUGGAGAUAUCGAUUAUGAGGCCAUUGUGAAGCUUUCUGAUGGUUUCAACGGAGCUGACCUGAGGAACGUGUGCACUGAGGCCGGGAUGUUUGCCAUUCGUGCUGACCAUGAGUAUGUCACUCAAGAAGACUUCAUGAAGGCGGUGAGGAAAGUGGCUGACUCGAAGAAGCUCGAGUCCAAGCUGGAUUAUAAACCCGUAUAAAAACAUUGGGUUUUCCUCCGACUGAAACAUAACCCCAGUGCGCAAGGAUGUGCUGUAUCAUAACGACCAGUUUAAACCACAUUUGUGUUUUUGUUUGUUUUCUUGAUUUUUUUUUUUUUUUUUUUAAGUCACAGUUUUUGGAUUUUUUUUUUACGUUUGUUAUAGGUUGUGUUGAGAGUACUGGUGGCAAUUGGAAACCAGUACAAUCAAGUAACCUCUUUUGGCCAGACCUUUACGAAUACAACGCUUUAUCAUCUCUGACUUUAUUAACCAGUAAACUGGGUUUCUGUGGUUGCUUCUGUCCAUUAGGAAGUUUGUAUGUCUUCUGAAUACACAAGCUUUGUGCCUGGAUUUCCUCUGUAUUAUUAAAGAUUACCAUAUUGGAUAA
Molecule: messenger RNA, 1558 nt
Organism: Chanos chanos (milkfish)
Lineage: Eukaryota; Metazoa; Chordata; Actinopteri; Gonorynchiformes; Chanidae
Gene: psmc6
Product: proteasome 26S subunit, ATPase 6
Exons: 14
Coding region: 1-1170 (389 amino acids)
Molecular function (GO): ATP hydrolysis activity; ATP binding
Source: RefSeq, a predicted model, not a curated record